UUUGAGUGGUAAAUGUGCUUUCCAAUUCCUAGUGAUUUCUUUACAAGUUUUGCUUGUGUCGAGAAAAGUGCUUAGGGCGCCGCGUUAGUGACAGUGAUCGAAUUUUUUGCUGGCCUAUCAUUCGCAGAAAAUCUACCAAAAUAGCGCCACCAACGCCAACUAAACGGGUGAAGAUGACGGAGUCCAGCAGCAGUGUAGUGAACGGGAGUAACUACGAAACACUGCAUCAGGGACGUCUCAAUAUGUACAAGUCUAAAGUUGGUGUUGUUCUAGGAGCUCAAUGGGGCGAUGAAGGCAAAGGCAAAGUGGUUGAUAUGCUGGCGCUGGAAGUUGACAUUGUUUGUAGAUGUCAGGGCGGUAAUAAUGCUGGACACACAGUUGUGGCUAAUGGAAGGGAAUUUGAUUUUCAUCUUCUGCCCAGCGGCAUUGUCAAUGAGAAGUGUAUAUCUGUGAUUGGUAAUGGUGUUGUCAUUCACUUACCAUCACUUUUCGAUGAGCUGUCCAAGAAUGAGGCAAAGGGCUUGCAAAAGCUUGAACAUCGUUUGAUUAUUUCGGAUCGCGCGCAUUUGGUUUUCGAUUUCCAUCAAUUGGUUGAUGGUAUGCAAGAGGCUGAGAAGGGUGGCAAAUCACUCGGCACUACCAAGAAGGGCAUUGGUCCGGCUUACUCCAGCAAGGCCACACGCAAUGGCAUACGUGUUGGCGAAUUGUUGGGUGAUUUUAAUCUCUUCACCGAUAAAUUUAAAUCAAUUGUAGCCACACAUUUGCGCCUAUUUCCUUCGAUCAACAUUGACGUUGAUGCUGAGUUGACGCGAUACAAGGAGUACGCGGAGAAAGUACGUCCCUAUGUAAAAGACACCAUUUGCUUCUUACACACCGCAUUGCGACAAGGAAAAAAGAUACUGGUGGAAGGUGCCAAUGCCGCUAUGUUGGACAUUGAUUUUGGCACAUAUCCAUAUGUGACCAGCAGCAAUUGCAGUAUAGGCGGCGUACUUACUGGCUUGGGUCUACCACCACAAACUAUUGGUGAAGUGAUUGGCGUUGUUAAGGCCUAUACCACACGUGUCGGUGAUGGUCCAUUCCCCACCGAGCAAAUUAAUGAAGUUGGUGAGCUGCUCCAAACAAAAGGUGCUGAGAUUGGUGUAACAACAAAACGAAAACGUCGUUGUGGCUGGCUUGAUAUUCCGCUACUCAAAUAUACCUCACUUGUUAACGGUUACACAAGCAUUUGUUUGACAAAGCUUGAUAUACUUGAUACUUUGGCAGAAAUCAAGGUGGCUGUUGCUUAUAAACGCGCUAAUGGGGAAAAGUUGGAUCACUUCCCUGGCACAAUUGCCGAAUUAGGCGAGAUCGAAGUUGAGUACGCCACCCUGCCUGGGUGGCAAGAGAGCACCGAAAAUAUUCGCAACUUCAAGGAAUUGCCCGAAAAUGCACAAAAGUAUGUUCGAUUCCUAGAGAAUGAGCUAAGUGUACCGGUACAAUGGGUUGGUGUUGGCAAGGGACGUGAGUCUAUUAUCAACAUCCAUUAAUUUUAGCUCCAACGUGUUUUUGCGUGAUUGGAUCAAUCAACUGCACAGAAACUUCGAUUGUACUUUAAUGAUUUUUAAGAAUUAUUUUAAAAAAUAUACAUUUUUUGUUUUGAGUUUUACACUUCAUACAUAAUGCAUAUUUAGAAAUUUUAUUGUAUACUAACACAAAAAGUCGAACUCAAGUAAAGCAGAGGCAAUAGAGCGAACUACACAGUGUAAUGUUAAAAAUAUCUAAUGUAGUUGAAAUUAAUUAAGGAUUAUGCUUUUUUAUAAUUUAUUAUAACAAAAGCCUUAAGGAUGCGAAAUCAAAUGCUGUACUAUAAUAUUUUAAUUGUAUUAUUGUUUGUAAAAAUAUAAACACAUACAAAUACACUACAAAA
Molecule: messenger RNA, 1906 nt
Organism: Ceratitis capitata (Mediterranean fruit fly)
Lineage: Eukaryota; Metazoa; Arthropoda; Insecta; Diptera; Tephritidae
Gene: Adss
Product: adenylosuccinate synthetase
Exons: 6
Coding region: 174-1526 (450 amino acids)
Biological process (GO): IMP metabolic process; 'de novo' AMP biosynthetic process
Cellular component (GO): cytoplasm
Molecular function (GO): GTP binding; adenylosuccinate synthase activity
Source: RefSeq, a predicted model, not a curated record